Mus caroli (Ryukyu mouse) is the source of this 1485-nucleotide messenger RNA. The record is from RefSeq and is a predicted model, not a curated record. NCBI's taxonomy places the organism in Eukaryota, Metazoa, Chordata, Mammalia, Rodentia, Muridae.
AGAUGGCGGGCAGAGAAGCCGGUGUCACUCUCGGGCAGCCGCAUCUUUCUCGUCAAGAUCUUGCCACCUUGGAUGUUAUCAAGUUGACUCAGCUUUCACAUGAAAUUAUCAGCAGACAAGUCACAAUUAAUAUAGGCACAAUUGGUCAUGUUGCUCAUGGAAAAUCUACAGUUGUAAAAGCCAUUUCUGGUGUUCACACUGUCCGAUUCAAAAAUGAACUAGAAAGGAAUAUUACCAUAAAACUUGGAUAUGCUAAUGCCAAAAUUUAUAAGCUUGAUGACUCAAGUUGUCCUCGACCAGAAUGUUACAGAUCUUGUGGAAGUAGUACACCUGAUGAGUUUCCUUCAGAUAUUCCAGGGACCAAAGGAAACUUCAGACUAGUCAGACAUGUUUCCUUUGUUGAUUGUCCUGGUCAUGAUAUUUUGAUGGCAACUAUGCUGAAUGGGGCAGCAGUGAUGGAUGCAGCUCUUCUGUUGAUAGCUGGUAACAAAUCUUGUCCUCAACCUCAGACUUCUGAACACCUGGCUGCCAUUGAAAUUAUGAAGCUAAAACAUAUUUUGAUUCUGCCAAAUAAAAUUGAUUUGGUGAAAGAAAGUCAGGCUAAAGAACAGUAUGAACAAAUACUUGCAUUUGUACAGGGUACAGUAGCCAAAGGAGCUCCUAUUAUUACAAUUUCUGCUCAGUUAAAAUACAAUAUUGAAGUUGUAUGUGAGUAUAUAGUAAAGAAAAUUCCAGUACCUCUAAGAGACUUUACUUCAGAACCCUGACUUAUUGUUAUUCGGUCUUUUGUUGUUAAAAAACCUGGCUGUGAAGUUGAUGAUCUUAAAGGGGGUUUAGCUGGUGGAAGUAUUUUAAAAGGUCUAUUAAAGGUGGGCCAAGAGAUAGAAGUGAGACCUGGUAUUGUUUCUAAAGACGGAGAAGGGAAGCUUAUGUGUAAACCAAUCUUUUCCAAGAUUGUAUCCCUUUUUGCAGAACACAAUGAUCUUCAGUAUGCUGCUCCAGGUGGUCUUAUUGGAGUUGGAAUAAAAAUUGACCCAACAUUAUAACGAACAGAUAGAAUGGUUGGACAGGUCCUUGGUGCUGUUGGAACAUUACCUGAGAUAUUCACAGAAUUAGAAAUUUCCUACUUCCUACUGAGACGGCUCCUAGGUGUAUGUACAGAAGGAGACAAGAAAGCAGCAAAAGUUCAAAAGUUCUCCAAGAAUGAAGUACUCAUGGUGAACAUAGAGUCCUUGUCUAUAGGAGGCAGAGUUAGUGCAGUCAAGGCAGAUUUGGGUAAAACUGUUCUAACCAAUCCAGUAUGUACAGAAGUAGGAGAAAAAAUUGCUCUAAGCCAACGAGUUGAGAAACACUGGCGUUUAAUUGGUUGGGGCCAGAUAAGAAGAGGCAUGACUAUCAAUCCAACAAUUGAUGAUGAAUGAGAUGAUACAUUUGAAUGAAACCAGGAAUUUUUUCAUAACAGUCUUAGAGAUAUUUUCAAAUCUA